Messenger RNA from Seminavis robusta, 1527 nucleotides. The record is from the annotation of a GenBank genome assembly. Lineage: Eukaryota; Bacillariophyta; Bacillariophyceae; Naviculales; Naviculaceae.
AUGAACGACGACGUACGACUCCGCCAUUUGGGACAGGAUGAUAAUGACCCUCGUGCCACCAUGAAAGAUGUGGAUUUUCCAAGCGCCAUCUUUACCCAGAGCAAUUGGAACGGUCGAGUAUCUCGUGAGAGCUGGUAUGGGAAGCAUGGUCCAUGGCAUCGGGUUUUCUUUUUUGCCAUGCUGUCGAGUUGGGCGUGGACGCUGUACAUGUUUUUCUCGCUCGCCUUGAAGAAUAAUGAAGACAGCAUUCCCCUUCUCUUGGCCACGUCGGAGCAGGAAUUGAAUGCCAUUAAAGAGUCCCAUGGUCUUUGUUUGGAAUCGCUGUGUCAAGAAAUUGGACGAGGCAUUGAUGUGGAUUGUGUGGUCAAUGAAGAUGGCAAGACGGGUCGUACGGAAUUUGGAGCGAAUGUUCCCUCGCAAAUAUUCUUUCCCAAAGCGUGUCACGAUGCUACCGAAGCUACCUUGGGAUUUCCGUUUUUGGAUGGAGAUGAGGAAAUGGGGAUCGCACCAGUUGCUUUUAUCUCCGUGGCCAAAGAUCCCAACAUGGGUCAGAAUGAAACGGUCGCCAUGUUGGAGGCACAGAAAUCACUCUUGACGCUACUGCCAGAGUGUGCCAUUGUGGUCAAUGCGGCAGCACCGGUAGUUUCCCAAGAGGAAAUGGAAUCCAUUAAAGAAAGCCUCAAGUUCAAUAAUAAUGACCACGGGGAAUGGGAUAAGCUAUUCGAAGAAUUGAAUCAACAAGAACCACAACCACUCGAAAUGGCACUCACGUUGGAUUUGCUCAGCUUGACAUCCCAGCAACAAUAUACACCCGGCCAUCGAGAAACACACGUCUUGAAAAAGCUAUUUUGUCCCGAAGAUAUGCCACCCGAAGUACAACAAAAAGUCAUUCCAACCCUGCAAGUGAUCUACACAUUCUUUAUGGAUUACCGCAUUGAAAUGUUGAUCAUGUUUCUAUUCGCAUCCCACAGUGUCCUGUCGGUUGGAACCGUGUGUUGGCUCGUUGUGCGGCUCAUCUUGCCCGCCAUGCUCAUGAAAAAAUUUCUGUCGUGGCCUCAUCAUGCCAGCAAUAUUAUUUCCUUUUGGGAUAUUUGGAGAACGUUAAUUCUUCUCUGCAUGGUCUCCAGCUAUGGACUCUCUUCUCCCGUCUUGUCGGUAGUACUCGCAUUGGGAGCUUGGGUCCUUUGUGGAGAUACGACUGCCGCCAUGGAAUGGGCAUUUCUAGGGUGUUUGGCAUGGAGUGCCGAUGAUAUGAUUUUCCCCUUUUUGGACACGUGGGUGGGAGACCCAAUGUCGCAAAUCAAAGGAAUGCGAAUACUGAAUUUUGUCAUUAAUUCCGUCGUGGUGGGUGAAGGAUGGUGGAAACUUGUCACGAUAUACGUGAUUGCAAAGUCCUACCAGGGUUUGAAUGCAAAACAACGACAAUCAUCCAAGAAUGCCCUGGAGCAAACACAAAUCAACCUGCAGGGUGUCACGAACCAUAAUGGUCCAACUGCAGUGAAUGGAGAGCACGCCAAAAUGGACUAA